Molecule: messenger RNA, 970 nt
Organism: Hypomesus transpacificus
Lineage: Eukaryota; Metazoa; Chordata; Actinopteri; Osmeriformes; Osmeridae
Product: serine protease inhibitor Kazal-type 1-like
Exons: 4
Coding region: 66-311 (81 amino acids)
Molecular function (GO): serine-type endopeptidase inhibitor activity; protein binding
Source: RefSeq, a predicted model, not a curated record
AAUAUGACUCACCUGGUUAGCGCCAUCAUCAGUCGAGUAAAUACCUUUGAAGAAGACGUGGAAAAAUGAGGACAUUACCAAGACUUAUACUUGCCUUCCUCUGUGUUGCUGUUGCAGUACACGGAGCCAAUUUGCUUCCUGGCGAAGGGGAACAGGCUGACUGUGCACAGUUCAGCCUACCCAUGUGUCCACGCAACUAUGAACCAGUCUGUGGAUCCGACGGUGUCACCUAUGCCAACGAAUGCAUGCUGUGUUUUAACAACAGCGAGCGCAAGGUUAACGUGUUGAUUAGGAGCAAGGAGGCAUGCUGAACUGACGAAGAACAAAAUAACCAACCUUCCCGGGAUGAGAAAUAUUUUAUCUUGGAUUUAAUUUCGAAACUAAGCCUAUUAUUCAUGUGGCAUUCUUAUGCGAAUGCAAGGUAGUAUUUAAGCAAUGAAAAGUUUAAACUGCACUCUUGGCCUCCAUGUGUUCUAUGUUUUUCCCAGUGAUUUUAGCUUUUCCUGUUCAGAUGAAGACCUACUCUAUUUCAUUUUGUUUUAAAAUAAGACAAUUAAAGCCUUUUUAUUCUACUCACCUGUUCCAGACUUAUCUCAUGUGGGAUUCAAGAGUUGCAAAACCAGUUUGUGGCAUAUUCUAAUGUUGAACCUGCAUCUUUGUUGGUCACAUAACUGGAAACUCCUGUUUUGCUUUACAGAAGCAACAUAAAUGCACCCAAAUGUAGGUGCUUGAAUUAAAAUGGGCACUUUGUGUCAACCACUCUUUAAUGUAACUUAAUGUGCAAAACCAUUGAACCUUUAAUAUCAGCUUCUUUCAAAUUCUUCCGUUUAUCAUGAAGCUCCUGAACGAGUCACUGACUCCAUAUGGCCAUUUGGGAAACAUACAAUAACUAAGCUCUGAUCAUCUCUACAAAUGUAAUUUUCACAAAACUCGGCAAUGUAUUUUCCAAAUAUAAAAAAAACGAUUGUCA